CAAGCGCGGCACUGCACAGCACCCGUGUAAUAAUGGGGCUACGAAUUUCGGCAGCCAAUCAGGACCCGCACGAAAUUGAGCCCUAACAUCUGGCGACUUGCACACAAAAACUUCUCUUGGAUUUCUUCCGAGUCUCAAUUCACAUCUCCAAGUACGGUCGUUCAGCACCCACCGCCACGAUGAAGCUGAACAUCUCGCACCCAGCGAACGGCUCGCAGAAGCUGAUUGAGGUGGAGGAUGAGCGCAAGCUCAGACACUUCUACGAGAAGCGCAUGGGCGCUGAGGUCUCGGCCGAGCCCCUUGGCGAUGAGUGGAAGGGCUACGUCCUCCGCAUCACCGGCGGUAACGACAAGCAGGGCUUCCCGAUGAAGCAGGGUGUCAUCUCCCCCCACCGUGUCCGCCUCCUGCUCUCCGAGGGCCACUCGUGCUAUCGCCCCCGCCGCACUGGCGAGCGUAAGCGCAAGUCCGUCCGCGGCUGCAUCGUCGGCGCCGACCUCUCCGUCCUUGCUCUGGCUGUUGUCAAGCAGGGUGAGCAGGAUAUCCCCGGCCUCACCGACACAGUCCACCCCAAGCGUCUCGGCCCCAAGCGCGCUACCAAGAUCCGGAAGUUCUUCAGCCUCAGCAAGGAUGACGAUGUCCGCAAGUACGUCAUUAGACGUGAGAUCCAGCCCAAGGGCGAGGGCAAGAAGCCUUACACCAAGGCUCCUCGAAUCCAGCGCCUGGUCACCCCCCAGCGUCUCCAACACAAGCGCCACCGCGUUGCCCUGAAGCGACGUCAGGCCGAGAAGGUGAAGGAUGAGGCUAGCGAGUACGCUGCCGUUCUGUCCAAGCGUGUUGCUGAGGCCAAGGCACAGAAGGCCGACAUCCGCAAGCGACGGGCGAGCUCCAUGCACAAGUAGGCGUGGAGCGUGUGAUGGGAUAAUGGGUCUCCGGUUGCUUUGGGAAAAUGGCCAUGGCGUGAUUACUUGCCAACUCAUUUCGGACGUGUACAUGGCAUAGAGACCUUACACGAGAUAUUGGGAAUGAGAGUUCCCGUCAUAAAUGAUAUCUAUGGCUUCUCCUUCAUCUCGCAGAUCUUGUUUGGGCACUUAGGGAUGGUGGCAGUGAGCAGUGAAACUCAGGAGCCUGUGAUUGACCCUGCGAAGGCGCCGUCUAGGUAUCGUUGCGGGUUGUAGAUUUCGUCCGCCAGUCGCUGUAGCGUUUGUUGACCAUGGACCUUAGCAAAAGGGGAGUAUUGCCAAUAUACUAGACUACCCUCAUCAAUCUG
Molecule: messenger RNA, 1267 nt
Organism: Lasiosphaeria miniovina
Lineage: Eukaryota; Fungi; Ascomycota; Sordariomycetes; Sordariales; Lasiosphaeriaceae
Product: ribosomal protein S6e-domain-containing protein
Exons: 6
Coding region: 180-899 (239 amino acids)
Biological process (GO): translation
Cellular component (GO): ribosome
Molecular function (GO): structural constituent of ribosome
Source: RefSeq, a predicted model, not a curated record